AGAGCAUAGCUGAGAUUCAUUUUUCUUUUUUUAUCUCACAAUUUUGUAUAGCAAUGCAGGAGAGCCAUAUUUUACAGUUGAUUAGUUAGAAGCUAAGUGAGGUUUAGCACCACAAAGAUUGGUGCUUUUUGACUCACAUAGACUAAUUCAAAAAAUACAUUUACCACAUUCGUUAAAAUUUCUUCAGUUAUCAGUUGGCCUGCGAUAUGCCCUAGACUAGUGUAGCUAUGAGUAUCUACAACUUUAUUUAUUCAUUUAUUGCUAUUAACGAUAUAAUAUUAGAUCGAAUUAUCUACAACUUUGUACCAGAUGGAAUUAUCUACAAGGUGACCUUAUAAAAAUCGAAUUCCAUGAAAAUGCCAAAUUAUGGGAUUUUAAUAUUUUUUGUUCUUUUACCUUAUUUUUUCGUGAAGUGUUGAACGAAAAGCAUUAUGCUUGAUUUGGGGUAUAUGCGUGAAAAAGGAUCUUAGACUAAGUGAAUUUUGACACUAACAAUGCAUAAAAAUGCUGUAAACUAGUCCAGCUCGAUAGAUAAACAUACAAAAAACUUCAACAAUAAGCAUAUACUUAAAUAUUUUACAAAAAAAAAAAUAUAUAAAAAAUUAAUUUAGGCAGCUAUACAAAGGCCACCCUUAAUGAUUAAAGCACAAAUUUUCUCAUGAAAAAAAAAAGGCAUUAAAAACCUUGAAGUACUCUUAUCUUUAUGGCUGCUACUGGUGGAAAUAUUUUGGGGGAUGAAGAGAGCCAGCUUCCUUUUGGAAGUAGUAAUAAAAUUAAAGUUAUUUCUUUUACACAAAAGUAAGUAUCAAUUUUUUUUUGGUCGUCCCUCACCACUCUAUAAUAAGCCUACGAGUAUAUAUAUUUUUGGUUUGAUAUAUUUCCCCUUUGUUCUCAUUUAUAUGUAUGGCGUUUGGCUUUUUCUUAACAGCUUAGAUGACGAAAAGAAGAAGUAUACUUCACUCACAAUAGCAGAAAGGUUGGGCUUGCCUGACUUCUUCACUUUGGAUGUCUGGCGAGCAUCGGUUGGAGAGCUUUUAGGCUCUGCGGUUCUUGUUUUUAUGUUGGACACCAUAGUGAUUUCAACCCUCGAAAGUGAUGUCAAAAUGCCAAAUUUAAUAAUGUCAAUUCUCAUAGCAAUUACACUCACCAUUUUAAUCCUUGCUGUUUUUCCAGUGUCUGGAGGCCACAUUAGCCCUGUAAUUACCUUCUCCUCUGCACUUGUUGGACUAAUAUCAAUGUCACGAGCCAUAAUUUACGUAGUUGCACAAUGUGUUGGUGCUAUUUUAGGUGCCCUAGCACUCAAAGCUGUGGUAAGUAGUACCAUUGAACACAGAUUCUCUCUUGGUGGUUGUACCAUUACAGUAAUUACACCAGGGCCCAAUGGGCCAGUCACUGUGGGCCUAGACAUAGCCCAAGCAUUUUGGCUUGAGUUUUUGUGUACAUUUGCUUUGCUUUUUGGGUCACUUUGGAUGGCCUAUGAUCAUCGUCAGUCCAAGGCACUUGGGCUCAUUACUGUGAUGUCCAUUGUUGGGCUUUUAGCAGGCCUCCUUGUGUUUAUUUCAACUACAGUGACUGCUAAAAAGGGUUAUGCUGGAGCUGGAAUGAAUCCAGCUAGGUGCUUUGGAGCUGCUAUUGUUAGAGGAGGCCCCCUUUGGAAUGGGCAUUGGAUCUUUUGGGUUGGGCCUGGACUUGCUUGUUUUGCUUUCUACUUCUAUACCAAGAUCAUUCCUACGAAUCAUUUUCAUGCUGAUGGAUAUAAGCAUGAUUUCUUAGCUUUAAUCGCGGCAUUGUUUCGAUCUGAGGUGUAAUGAUUUUUGCCAGUUCACAUGCUAGUUAUGUAGGAUUAUAAUGUAGGGAUUGUCUAUAAAUGAUUAAUAAUGACUGAAUUACUUUAAGGGCCUGCCUGACUCAAGACAACCUCAAAAGGAUUCUUAUCAACAUGCCAUCUAUGCUAUCAGACUUAUGAGACUGUGAAUCACCUAUUUUUGCACUGCCCAGUGACUGCUGCUGUCUGACACUUCUUUUUCUCUUGUUUGGCCUUAGUUGGAUUAUGCCUUCUUCUAUUAAAGAUGCUUUUGAAAGCUGGAUAUUAUGGAGAGUUGACAAGUCCAUCAAAAGGAUCUGGAGAAUGAUCUCAGCAGCCAUCUUCUGGUGUAUUUGGAAAGAAAGAAACAAUAGAUGCUUUGAUGGAAAAUCAACUCCUACCAGUUUUUUGAAAGGAAUCUGCUUAGUUAGUUUGUUUAGUUGGCAUUUUCAUACUCCUGUAAACAGUGUUGAUAACUUUUUGAAUUUUGUUGGCUCCUUGACUCUUAUUUAGCAGAGUUUCUAAGGUAGCAUAGGUCUAGACUGUUUGCACAGGUUUUUGCUCACCAAUCUAGCUUCAUGCAGCUUUAUGUUUGAAGCUUAGGUUUCUUUCUGUAACUUUGCAUCUACUAUCAGCCUUUUCUAAUGAAAUUUGUUUACUUUACCAAAAAAAAAAAAAAAAAACUUUAAGGGCAUUUCUACUUUUAAAAAGUUUAAUC
Messenger RNA from Lycium barbarum (goji berry), 2522 nucleotides. RefSeq lists its product as uncharacterized. The transcript has 2 exons. The record is from RefSeq and is a predicted model, not a curated record. Gene Ontology annotation, molecular function: channel activity. Gene Ontology annotation, cellular component: membrane. Gene Ontology annotation, biological process: transmembrane transport. Bases 735 to 1808 code for a protein of 357 amino acids. Lineage: Eukaryota; Viridiplantae; Streptophyta; Magnoliopsida; Solanales; Solanaceae.